UUUCCAACCAGUCACACCAGAUUGAACCCUCACGUCGUACAGCAUGCGAGGCGAGGCGAGUUCCUGCAGAGUUGCCCUGACAUCCCCCUAGCAUCAACCGACCGAGGCGAGGCGAGCCACCAUCCAUGUCAAAGUCGAGCUCACAUCCCUGCCAGCGCAUCACGUCACAUCAUUACGCUACCAAGCUCGUCCAUCAGCCCUACCAAAAACACCCACUCAACACAAUCACCCACCACAACAACCAAUCCCGCGCCAACACCGCAAAAAUGGCAGCGAACUUCGCCCCCUACCAAGACAGCCCGGAAGCCUCGCGCCUGGCCUCUCCCCGCGCUUCCCUCGACCGCCCACGCGUAAUUUCCCCACAAACCACAACGCCAGGCCGCGCCUACGAGCAACACGAUUACUUCCAAGGGCAGCCGCCGUCGCCCGCGCCCCUACCCGAAACCGAACGGUCUUGGACGGCGAGCCGGCGGCGCGAAGACGUCGACGUCUUCACCACGUCGCUGGGCUGGCGACUAGACUAUGAGGCGUGUCUCGCGUACCUUUUGCUUCCACCCGCGGGAGGCGUGUUCCUGCUGGUCAUGGAGCAUCAGAGCGAUUAUGUGCGGUUUCACGCGUGGCAGAGCAGUUUGCUGUUUGCGUUUUUGUUUGUGGUGCAUGUGUUUUUUAGCUGGUCGGGGUUUAUUUCUUGGGUGCUGUUUGUGGGGGAUGUUGGGCUGAUUGCGUGGUUGACGUGGAAGGCGUAUCAGGAUGGUGAGUUUUUCUUUUCUUUUUUCGAGUGGGGAGAUUUAUUGGGGAUGCGGGCUAAUGAAUUGUGUAGCUGCGACACUGGAUCGGUAUGAGAUUCCCUUUUUCGGCCCGCUGGCGAGCUCGAUAUUGGACGAUGAGUAGGACGUGGUGGUUGCAAUGUUGCACAC
Dothidotthia symphoricarpi CBS 119687 is the source of this 917-nucleotide messenger RNA. RefSeq lists its product as uncharacterized. NCBI's taxonomy places the organism in Eukaryota, Fungi, Ascomycota, Dothideomycetes, Pleosporales, Dothidotthiaceae. The record is from RefSeq and is a predicted model, not a curated record. The transcript has a single exon. The coding region runs from base 126 to 842 and encodes 238 amino acids.